Chondrus crispus (carragheen) is the source of this 870-nucleotide messenger RNA. RefSeq lists its product as hypothetical. Gene Ontology annotation, molecular function: lyase activity. Bases 1 to 870 code for a protein of 289 amino acids. NCBI's taxonomy places the organism in Eukaryota, Rhodophyta, Florideophyceae, Gigartinales, Gigartinaceae. The record is from RefSeq and is a predicted model, not a curated record. The transcript has a single exon.
AUGAUCCACUGUGAUUUUUCUCAUUCCUCCUCGACUGAUAAAUAUAUCAUUGGGGGUACCCUUCGAAGGGUACCCAUUGAAUUGCUGUUUUCUACUUUUUCGGUUCUUUAUUUUGUGAGCACAGGGCAGUUGCAUGGGUUUGUUGCCCGCUUCCUGCAAUUGCCUGGACUUCUUCUGAAGUCCCAGUUCUCGGUUUGUUCUUCGCCAUUGCUUGAGAGUGUACACAUCACAUUUACGCAGCGUCCACUUGUCGGAACUCAUCGUCCAAGAUUGUCUCAUCUCUUUCUCCGGACCCUGGUACUUGCAGAAACUCCAAGCAAUCCAAUGGACUCCGAAAGAGCACUAGGUUUCAUCCAAAGCGCAUCGUUUUCCCUACUAACUUCACGAGGGGCUCACCUUCGAACGCGAUGCGUGCAGCGGCAAGCGCGGAAUUCCACAGGAAGAUGCGUUAGGCCCCGUUUUGUCGCAGUAACAAACAACCCAUCUAAGCCUGUCGAAUCACAAACUCGUCAAUCCUCCGCCCUGCUCCUUGUCGAUCAUGGCUCGAAGAGAGCCUCUGCGAACGAGAUGCUAUCAAGAGUCGCUGAUAUGAUUCGAGAGAAGAGUGACAUCCCUGUUUACACUGCUCACAUGGAGAUUGCCUCCCCGACGAUUGCUGACGGAAUGGAACAAUGCGUGCAAAAUGGGGCAGAGCAUGUCAUUGUAGUACCAUUCUUCCUCUCCCCAGGAAGACAUGCGACCACAGACGUGCCAAAUCUGGCAGCGGAAGCAGCUGCCCAAAACCGUAACGUGUCUUUCGAAGUACGAUCGCCGAUUGGAACUCACCCAGGCAUUGUGGAUGUUAUCCUGGACCGUGCUGGUUUACUUUGA